Messenger RNA from Gastrolobium bilobum, 793 nucleotides. RefSeq lists its product as uncharacterized. The record is from RefSeq and is a predicted model, not a curated record. Lineage: Eukaryota; Viridiplantae; Streptophyta; Magnoliopsida; Fabales; Fabaceae. Bases 1 to 711 code for a protein of 236 amino acids. The transcript is spliced from 5 exons.
AUGGCAAGUGUUCUCACAGUUCCCUGCCAACCCCAAUUGCUGAAGAAGCACAGGUUUCAUGGAUAUUGUCAUACAAAGGCAUCAUCAAACUUAGUGAUUAGGAAUGAGAAAACUUCCUCAUUCAGUUAUAGAAGCACAGUUAAUGUUCCUCUUUAUGAGUUGCCAGGGGCUUCCUUUGAUCAAUAUAUGGACAACAAGCACAGAAUAAUCCAAGCUGUAUUUCCUGAUAAAGGAACAACUAAGCAGCUCAAUGAGGAAGAGUGGAGGAUAAAAAUGCCUCCUAUACAAUGCUUAUUCUUGAAUGUGCAGCCAACAGCAGAUGUUAGAUUAACAUUCAAGUCAAAUGGAGAAGGAUACCCACCUAACAUACCUCAUCAUAUCACCAAAAUUCUUGAGCUUCACUUUUUAAGAUGGGAGCUACAAGGCCUCAGUAGCUUUUACAUGGAUCCUUACAACUUCAACCUAGAUGUUAAAGGUACCAUAUACCCAGAAAGGAGGGGAACACAUAGCUGGCUUAAGAAUCAAACUGAGAUGAAGAUAAGCUUUUGUGUUUCUCCAACAAUGGCUUUCAUUCCUGAAAAUGUCUUACAGGAUACUUUUGAGUUGGUUUUCAAAACAAUGUUGGAUGAAGUAAAGAAGGAAUUCCAGGGUAGAUUAUUAGCAGAUUAUAGCAGGUUCAAGAGGAACAAGUUGAACAAGAAAUCAGUCUAAACAUGCUGUUCAAUUCUAUUUGUUGACAACUUGAUAGCAAAGGGUUGUGAAGAAUAUUUGCAGCCAAUUGAAUCCAUGGAUA